UGUUGAAUGUAUAAUAAAAUAUCGGUGAAGAUCUAGCUAAAUUAUAUGUCUAUUGAGAAUAAUAUCGAAACCUGGAAAAUCAGAAGACUUAUUCAAAAUUUGGAGAGACUGAGAGGCAAUGGAACUAGUAUGAUCUCCUUGCUGCUCUCUCCUCGUGAUGCUAUAUCUAAGGUACAGGCAAUGCUCGCUACUGAGAUGGGCACAGCUUCACAUAUCAAAUCUAAGGUGAACAAACUUGCUGUGAUGAGUGCCAUUACUUCAGCCAAAGAGAGGCUCAAGCUCUACAAUAGAACACCUCCUAAUGGGUUGGUGAUCUUUUGAGGAACUGUAAUUGGAGAAGAAGGUGGCUCUGAGAAGAAGUAUACUAUUGACUUUGAACCGUUCAGACCUCUGAAUACGUUCAAGUACAUCUGUGACAAUAAGUUCUGCACUGAACCUCUCUUUGAGUUACUUGAAAAUGAUGAGACUUAUGGAUUUGUGAUCAUGGAUGGAGCUGGAUGUCUUUUUGGAACUCUUCAAGGAGCUAAUACCACUACCUUACAGCAAUUCAGCGUACAGCUUCCUAAGAAGCAUGGAAGAGGUGGACAGUCUGCUCCAAGAUUCGCAAGAAUUAGGGAUGAGAAGAGAGCACACUAUGUUAAGAAAGUUGCUGAAGCCGCUACAUUCCACUUUAUUACUGAUGAUAAGCCAAAUGUUAAAGGGCUAGUCUUGGCUGGGUCUGCUAAUUUUAAGAAUGAUCUCUCCCAAUCGGGAGUAUUUGACAAGAGGCUCUCUGAGGUAGUCAUCAAGAUUGUUGAUGUAUCAUACGGAGGAGAGAAAGGGUUUGAGCAAGCAAUCAAACUGUCCGAAACUGCUCUCUCUAACGUUAAGUUUGUGGAAGAGAAGCAACUCAUCAGCAAAUAUUUCGAGGAAAUCGCUCUAGAUACUGGGAUGAUUUGCUUUGGAGUUGAAGAUACACUUCAUUCCCUUGAGUGUGGAGCCUGAGAGAAGGUUGUCUGCUGGGAAGAACUCGAGAUAAAUAGAUACGAAGUUAGAAACCCUACUACUGAAGAAGUUACUAUCCUUCAUUUAAAUAAGGAGCAAGAAAAGAAUCCUAAGUAUUUCACAGACCCUGAAACAAUGAUAGAUUUUGAUGUAAUCAAAUGCGAGCCUCUCUCAGAAUGGCUCUGCGAGCACUAUAAAGAUUAUGGAGCUAAACUUGAGUUUAUCAGUGACAAGUCACAAGAAGGAUAUCAGUUUGUGGAAGGCUUUGGAGGGAUUGGAGGCUUCCUCAGAUUCAAAAUUGAGAUGCCAGAGGCUGUCUAUGACAAAGAAGACAAUGGAGGCAAUGGAGAAGGAGAUGAGGACACAUUUGAUCCAGAAGAAGACUUCAUAUAAGCUCAAAUUAUAACUUAUCUGAUUCAUAAUUCUUGCCCAAAUACU
Molecule: messenger RNA, 1422 nt
Organism: Moneuplotes crassus
Lineage: Eukaryota; Ciliophora; Spirotrichea; Euplotida; Euplotidae
Source: the annotation of a GenBank genome assembly